Molecule: messenger RNA, 1263 nt
Organism: Tachysurus vachellii
Lineage: Eukaryota; Metazoa; Chordata; Actinopteri; Siluriformes; Bagridae
Exons: 3
Coding region: 1-1263 (420 amino acids)
Source: RefSeq, a predicted model, not a curated record
AUGUACUACCCCGUGUACAACCCCGUGUACUACCCCGUGUCCUACCCCGUGUACAACCCCGUGUACUACCCCGUGUACUACCCCGUGUACAACCCUGUGUACUACCCCGUGUCCUACCCCGUGUACAACCCUGUGUACUACCCCGUGUACUACCCCGUGUACUACCCCGUGUCCUACCCCGUGUACAACCCCGUGUACUACCCCAUGUACUACCCCGUGUACAACCCUGUGUACUACCCCGUGUCCUACCCCGUGUACAACCCUGUGUACUACCCCGUGUACUACCCCGUGUACAACCCUGUGUACUACCCCGUGUCCUACACCGUGUACAACCCUGUGUACUACCCCUACCCUGUGUACAACCCAGUGUGCUACCCCGUGUACUACCCUGUGUACUACCCCAUGUACUACCCCAUGUACUACCACGUGUACUACCCCAUGUACUACCCUGUGUACUACCCCGUGUACUGCCCUGUGUACUACCCCAUGUACUACCCCAUGUACUACGCUGUGCACUACCCUGUGCACUACCAUGUGUACAACCCUGUGUACUACCACGUGUACAACCCUGUGUACUACCCCGUGUAUAACCCUGUGUACUACCCCAUGUACUACCCUGUGUACUACUCUGUGUACUACCCCGUGUACAACCCCGUGUACUACCCCGUGUACUACCCUGUGUACUACCCCAUAUACUACCCCGUGUACUACCCUGUGUACAACCCCGUGUACAACCCUGUGGACUGCCAAUUCCCAAAGGUGGAGACUGUUGAAGAAGAAGGCUUCCUCACAUCUCCCCAGCCUCCUCAGAACCACCAGCCAAUUCUGCCCAAAAAGAAGGGCACAAUGGUUACAAUUCGGGACCCCAAAGUCAGAGUCAUUACAGUCAACGAGCUUCCUGGAGGAACAGCCAUGUAUCCACCCGACAGAGGGUUUCCACCUGAGGCUGUGUCUGUACCCCAACAUGUGUCUCCACCCGAACCUGUGUCUCCACCUGAACCUGUGUCUCCCCCCAAGCCUGUGUCUCCACAUGAGAGGCUGUGUCUGUACCCCAACAUGUGUCUCAAACCAAAACUGUAUCUCUGCCUGAACCUGUGUCUCCACCCGAACCUGCAACUUCCCCUGAACCUGUGCCUCCCCCGGAGACAAUGUCUCAACAGCACCCUGUGUCUCCACCUGAGACUCUGUCACCACCCCAACCCCACCUGGAUCUCUGCCCGAACUUGUCUCCCCCAAAGCCUGUGCCUCCACCUGAGACCAUGA